Molecule: messenger RNA, 504 nt
Organism: Nicotiana tabacum (common tobacco)
Lineage: Eukaryota; Viridiplantae; Streptophyta; Magnoliopsida; Solanales; Solanaceae
Source: RefSeq, a predicted model, not a curated record
AUGGCGAGAACACGAGUUUCUUCUUCUACGGAUCAGCAGCCCGAGGCCCCGGCAGCAGCUCCAGCUAGGGCUCCAGUCGCACCAGUGGUUAUUCUGGGCCUUCAGGAGGCCCUAGCUCAGAUCAUGACAGCUUGCUCGGGCUUAGCCCAGAUUGUUUCAGCCACCGCCGCUGCAGCUACAUCACAGUCCGGGGCAGGACAGCAGACCCCCGCGACUCGUACACCAGACUUAGCGGCGCAGGGAUUCCAGACUCCUGAGGCACUGCCAGCACAGCAGGUUGCCCCCGUUCAGCCAGUAGUGCCAGCUCCUACAGUUGCGCCAGCUCAGCCAGAGGCACCAGUUCCGCUAGUCUUGCCAGUACAGCCUACUACAGCAGCCCAGCCAGUUAUAGCGGGCCAGACCAGCGAGGGAGCGGCUGCUACCACAGAUUCUUUAUGGAGACUUGAUCGUUUCUCCCGGUUAUUCACUCAGACUUACAGUGGAUUGCCUUCUGAGGAUGCUUAG